Arabidopsis thaliana (thale cress) is the source of this 1615-nucleotide messenger RNA. It is a transcript of the gene AAP8, whose product is annotated as amino acid permease 8. Gene Ontology annotation, cellular component: plasma membrane. Bases 88 to 1518 code for a protein of 476 amino acids. Lineage: Eukaryota; Viridiplantae; Streptophyta; Magnoliopsida; Brassicales; Brassicaceae. The record is from RefSeq and is marked reviewed. The transcript has 6 exons.
AUUGUGAGGGAGUACUCUAAUAAGACGACCUCUGUCAAUAACUCUCUUCCCCUCUCUUCUCUCCUCUGGUUCAGUGGUUCUCUCACAAUGAUGGACGCAUACAACAAUCCCUCGGCGGUGGAGUCGGGUGACGCCGCCGUGAAAAGCGUCGACGACGAUGGUCGAGAGAAGAGAACGGGAACAUUUUGGACGGCGAGUGCGCACAUAAUCACGGCGGUCAUAGGCUCAGGGGUGCUGUCGUUGGCUUGGGCUAUAGCACAGCUUGGUUGGGUGGCAGGAACCACAGUUUUGGUCGCUUUCGCCAUCAUUACUUACUACACGUCCACCUUGCUCGCCGACUGUUACCGUUCGCCGGACUCCAUCACCGGAACACGCAACUAUAAUUACAUGGGCGUCGUCCGAUCUUACCUUGGUGGUAAAAAGGUUCAGCUAUGUGGAGUGGCACAGUACGUGAAUCUCGUAGGGGUCACUAUUGGUUACACCAUCACUGCCUCCAUAAGCUUAGUAGCGAUUGGGAAAUCAAAUUGUUAUCAUGACAAGGGACAUAAAGCGAAAUGUUCUGUAUCGAAUUAUCCAUACAUGGCGGCAUUUGGGAUCGUCCAGAUCAUUCUGAGCCAGCUUCCUAACUUCCACAAGCUCUCUUUCCUAUCCAUCAUCGCCGCGGUUAUGUCCUUCUCUUAUGCGUCUAUCGGAAUAGGCCUAGCCAUCGCUACUGUAGCAAGUGGGAAGAUUGGUAAGACAGAAUUGACAGGGACAGUGAUAGGUGUGGACGUAACUGCGUCUGAAAAAGUUUGGAAAUUGUUUCAAGCGAUUGGAGACAUUGCCUUUUCAUACGCUUUUACCACUAUUCUCAUCGAGAUUCAGGACACAUUGAGAUCAAGCCCACCAGAGAACAAAGUGAUGAAACGAGCAAGUCUUGUCGGAGUCUCAACCACAACUGUUUUCUACAUCUUGUGUGGUUGCAUCGGAUAUGCUGCGUUCGGCAACCAAGCCCCUGGUGACUUCCUUACCGAUUUUGGUUUUUACGAACCUUAUUGGCUCAUCGACUUUGCCAAUGCUUGCAUUGCUCUCCAUCUAAUAGGUGCCUAUCAGGUGUAUGCGCAGCCGUUUUUCCAGUUUGUUGAGGAAAACUGCAACAAAAAAUGGCCUCAAAGCAAUUUCAUCAACAAAGAAUACUCGUCAAAGGUUCCUUUGCUUGGAAAAUGUCGUGUCAACCUCUUCAGACUGGUUUGGAGGACAUGCUAUGUUGUUUUGACAACAUUUGUAGCAAUGAUAUUCCCCUUCUUCAAUGCGAUCUUGGGUUUGCUAGGGGCAUUCGCGUUCUGGCCACUCACAGUUUAUUUUCCGGUGGCAAUGCACAUUGCGCAGGCUAAAGUCAAGAAGUAUUCUCGUAGAUGGUUGGCCUUGAACCUCCUCGUAUUGGUUUGCUUGAUCGUCUCGGCCCUUGCCGCCGUAGGAUCCAUCAUUGGCUUAAUUAAUAGUGUCAAGUCAUACAAGCCCUUCAAGAAUUUAGACUAGUGUGACUUAUAAUCUAUGUUUGCCAAAAAAAAACCUUGUGAUCCAUAUGAAUUAUAUGAAAUUUAUUUCAUGCUAAAUAUUUAGUACUUAAUGUUUC